This is a messenger RNA of Danaus plexippus (monarch butterfly), 1881 nucleotides long. Its product is annotated as death domain-associated protein 6-like. Bases 160 to 1752 code for a protein of 530 amino acids. Gene Ontology annotation, molecular function: histone binding. The transcript has 6 exons. Lineage: Eukaryota; Metazoa; Arthropoda; Insecta; Lepidoptera; Nymphalidae. The record is from RefSeq and is a predicted model, not a curated record.
UCUGUCAAAAAAUAGUCAUCAGUAGUCAUUCAAAACAAGAAACAUGCUGAUUCUUGAAUAUCUUGAAUACAACGUGAUAACAGUUUACUUAUUAUAAUAUUGAGUUUUAUAUAAUUAUGCUUUUUUAAAUUAUAGUACCUAUUUGAAAAAUACUUAAAUAUGAGUAUAGUUCCUGACAAUGUGAAUUCGUCAGACACUGAAGAUGAUUGUGUGUUGGAGUCCGUUACUUACGUGGAUCAAAAGUGCCUCGAUAAACAUAAUUUUGAAUAUGUUUACGAAGAAAAUAGUUUGUUUGCAAAAUUUAUUGAAAAAUGUUACGAUGUUGAAAACUCUCGGGGCAUGUCCAAAGUUAUCAAUAAAAUCUUGUUGAAGUGCUACAAUGAAUCGAAUCCGUCCUUUAAAAAAUCAGCAUAUUUUAGGGAAUUGAUAGAAAAGUCAAUUAUUCUCAUUGAAACUGAACCGAAAAAUAAAUUUACUCAUAUAAGCCGCAUCUGUGAUACUCUGCGUUCUUACGCAAUUAGGAAAAGGAUUAAGCCUAUAACAUUAGCAACUAAUAUUGGUGAUAACAAUAAUAAACAAACAUUAAAAAGGAAAAGUUCCCCUGAUAAUAAUUGUAAAAGACCAAAGAUUUUGGUCUCCGAAUCUGAUGAUGUUGUAUUAACCGAGGAGAGCAAUAAAAUAAAUAAUAAUAUAGUGAAUAACAGUGACGGUGAUAAUUCGAAAUUAAAUUUAAGAAGUGUCAGCGAAUCAUUCAAUGGUACAGAGGACAAUAAACUUUUAGUACCAACAAAAGUAUUGGAAGUUAAUGUUAUUCAAGAAUCGCCGCAAGCUGAGAGAAUCAAAAAGAUCGAAAAAGAAAUAGCUCGCUGUAAAUCUGUCAUAGCAAAGCUCGAUGAACUAGAGGUCGACGACGACAGUGUGAACUCACCUUACAUUAGGAGCGAAAAGCUUAAGGCUAAGAUAGUUUCACUGUACCGGGAGCUGUGCGAACUAACCGGGAGCUCACCGGUUAAGAAACGGCAGAUACAUCUCAAGGUCGUGGAAGGUCAUCCCGACGGUCCCGUGAGAUGUUUGGAGGCCUUCCUCAACGAUAACAUAGGCAGUGACGGCGACCCGCCCUUCCCAGAUUUCAGUGAUGUAGUGCAGUGUGUGAGCGAAGCCAACGAAAAAGACAAACUCGGCUGGACGAGACCCGAAAUACUCAGAGAAGCUCGCGUUUUAUUCACACAAUGCGGGCGCGCGCUUCAGAAGCGACGUCAGAAUAGAGAGUGGCAGGACCUCUUGCACAAAGUGAAGCUGGAGCGCUGCGACACGGACCCCGCGGACAGCGAUCCAGCGCUGUUACAGCGCUUAGAGGACAACAGACGGGCCGCUGUCAAGAAGGAAUCGGAGAUACUAGAAAGAUAUACAAUGAUGCAGACAGCGCCAUCUACCGCCGUUUCAAAUCAAACACAGGAUUUCAUUAAAUGUGAUGAAGAUGUUGACAGUUGUAAUGAGACUGAUGUAUCCAGAGAUAUAUCUUCAUGUCAGGAAAAGCCAGAAGAUGGCGACACAUCUACAAGUUUGCAGAACAGCAGAAUAAUUGAUGAUUUAAAUAAAGAUGAGAUCAAAAUAAAGAAGGAGCCAGAAGAAGAGAUAGAGGAGCGUCUUGGAGAGCUCGGCGAUAACUACACUUUGAGCAUCAUUGAGAUUGAAAAUGACCCGCGUGUGAUCAUUGAAAUAUCUGACAGUUCGGGUGAUGAGGGUAGUUGAUGUUUACAAGUGCAUUUUAUCUUUCACUGCCCAUUUAAUAAUGUAAUUUAAAUUUGUACGAAUUCUCGAUGAAUGUUAAGAGCUUUAAACCGUAUUAAAUUGAUUGAUUAUUAUUUUUAAUAACAAAAA